GCGUUUUUGUGCCCUGGCUGAUCCAACCACUGCCAGUGAGUGAUACUGUUUUCCUUUUGUAUUCGCCACUUCAGUACGAUCGAGCAUCUUAAAGUGUUAUAUGGUAUUCGGUGCGCUAGUCGGACGUGUUGAUGGGUGUGCGCGAAAAAGGCGUAAUUUCGUUAUUAAAUUGAACAAAAAAAAAAACAACACAGAGCCAACCAAUUAAAAAAAAAACAAAAACACCAAAAAUUACACUAAGCUAUAUUAAUAAAAAAUCUUAAUCGGUUUAUUAAAUGCUGCGUUUAAAGUGCCUACGUGUGGGAUUUGACAAAAUCUUAAUAUCCGAUUAGUCUGACAGUAAAAUUUUGUAAAGAAGUCAGCUGAAAAAAAUCACCGUAAUAUGGUCACCUUAAUGCCAUACAGUUAUUCUGCACCAAGAUGUGGACUAAUUGAGAAAAUGAUUGAACCUAAGGUUAAACGUCCGAAGACAGAGCACACGGAUACAAAUGAACGAAAUCGACUCUGCUCUCAAACCACCGCUCAAUCGCCUCAACAGCAGCAGCAACAACAACAACAUUCGCAUCAGCCUCAACACCACACUUCACAACUUCAUCCUCACUCCCUGCCUCAUACACAAUCGCCUCUGGGCGCAGCUGCCGCGGGCACAUCGGCAGCGUCCGGACAAUGCAGCCCGCUAACGCUGCCGCCGCAGUCGCAACCACUGCAGCCAACAAUCACUUCGCUGGCGUCACUUAGCAGUCAUUACAAUGCGGCCCCCAACCUAAAUUCCAGCUGUAGUCUAUCGACUGGGCUAGGCGCCUACCCCUCGUUAAGCGCCGCCGCCGCUGCGUCGUUCACCCAGUCACCCGGCAGCAGUUUUUCCACAUAUCAGCAUCCACAUGCGACGGCUGACGGCACGCCCAGCGGCGUCGAUGCCACAACGAGUCUAAGUAACACGAGCGUGGCGGGCGCUGGACGUCACUCUCAUGCGGAGUUAGGUGUUGGCGUGGGUGGCAGCGACAGCGCGGGCAUGCCCCAUUGGCUACCGACAGAGUCACACUUGGCAUCUGUGAAGUCGGAGAAUCGCAGUCCUGGUCUUAAUAACAGCGGCGGUGGCGGUGGAGGUGUUGCAUCUAAUGUGAACGCCAACAGCAGCGGCAUUGAAACGCAAUCAACUUUGGGCGGCAACAGCGCUGCACAGCUAGAUGGCAAUAGUGGCAUGACGGGCAAUGGUGGCACACCAGGCAAUAGCUCAGUCUACAGCUGCUCCUCCGUCGGCGUUGGCGGCUUGAGCGGUUUGGAAAGCACUGUGGCGGGCAUUGGCACCAACUCUUCGUCCAGCGCAGCGAUGGCGGCGGUUAAUUCAUCAGCUGCAGCAGCUGCUGCAGCGGCAGCUUACGACACCAGCAAACACGAUUAUUACAACUACUACAACAGCAUGCAACAGUAUACGCCGCCGUUCUACUCCACCUACGGCACACCUUACACCACAGCGGCUACGCGCGCAGCCACUAAAAUCGAGCCCAGCUCGCCAUACUUGACAUCAUCAUAUGCCACUGCAGCAAGCAACAAUAAUUCCUCGCAGCUCUAUCCGACCGCAUAUGGUUACAACAACUUUGCGCAGUUCGGCACAGCAGCAGCAGCUGCAGCGCAGCAGGACUACAGCGGCUACUAUAACGAUCAGUAUGGCAACUAUUACAACCCUGCCAGCUAUUCACCGUAUGCAGCUGUAAGUUCGCCCAGUUCGAGUGCGGCCAGCCACGGUUUUCAUGUGGGCGCUUCCAACUUGUCGGAGAGUCCUACAGAUACGCACUCGACCACACCGAUUUUGCAUGCCACACAUUCACCACACUCGCCGCUGCCGAUCUCACCGAAUGCCAAUGCCGCGGCGCUGAGCACGAAUGUAGCGGCAGCAGCGACGGCAACACAUGCCAAAAGCACGCCAACCAGCAAGAGUGGGCGUUCGCGCGGACGACGCCACCAACAGCCCAGUCCAACACGCAGCACCACUUCGGACACACCAAACAGUGAUGCGGCCAAGCCGCCCGAACGCGUCUUCAUUUGGGACCUGGAUGAGACGAUCAUCAUUUUUCAUACGCUACUUUCCGGUUCCUUCGCCAAUCGCUACACCAAAGACCAAAGCACACUGCUGACGAUCGCCUUCCGCAUGGAGGAGAUGGUCUUCAAUAUGGCCGACACGCAUUUUUUCUUCAACGAAAUUGAGGAAUGCGAUCAGGUGCACAUUGAUGAUGUGUCCUCCGAUGACAAUGGACAGGACUUGAGCAAUUACAAUUUCGCGACGGACGGUUUCCAUUCGGGCGCGCCACCCGGUGCGCCGCCAAAUCUUUGUCUGCCAACUGGCGUGCGCGGAGGUGUCGACUGGAUGCGCAAGUUGGCGUUUAGAUAUCGGAAAAUCAAAGAGAUCUACAACACCUACAGAGGGAACGUUGGUGGACUGUUGGGUCCCGAGAAGCGUGAUGCCUGGCUGCAAAUACGCUCGGACAUUGAGAUGGCUACCGAUAAUUGGGCUUCGCUGGCCACGAAGUGUCUGAAUAUGAUUGCGCAGCGCGAGAACUGUGUGAAUGUGUUGGUGACGCAGACCCAACUCGCGCCUGCGUUGGCUAAAGUGCUGCUCUUCGGGCUCGGCAGCAUAUUCUCCAUUGAGAAUAUCUACAGCGCGCAUAAGAUUGGUCACGACACCUGUUUCGAACGGAUUAUGACGCGUUUUGGCCGGAAAGGCACCUACGUUGUUAUAGGCGACGGCACAGAGGAGGAGAAUGCGGCGAAGACAUAUAACUUUCCAUUUUGGCGUAUCUCGUCGCACAGUGAUAUUCGCGCCCUCUACACGGCGCUCGACAUGGGUUUCUUAUGAAAGGCGCGCUGCUGCAGCUGGGUAUAUUGCGCGACAAUUACACUGUAAAAAUAAGAAGUAAAUUAUAUGAUGACAAUUGUAAUAUUAAAUAGUAUUGAGUUAAUUGAAAAAAAAAAAAAAAAAUACAACAAAAAAUAUAAAAUAAAUAAAUAAGUGAAAACCUCUUGCAUAUAAAUUAAAUAUUGUUGUAGCUAAGCAAAUGUACGCACUAAAGAUUAAAAGACUUAAUCAUUGUAUUUAGUUAAAGAAAAAUAAUAAUUAAUUAAAUAAUAAAAAAAUAUGUCUAACACUGAAAAAUCUAAAACUGUAAAAAAUUAAAAAUUUUAUUUGUUGCCUGAUUGCAAGAAAAAAAGAAAAACAAAAAAAAAAAAAUAUGUACAAAAUUAAUGCAACGUGUCUUCUUUAAGUUGUAUUAUAUUUAUUGAAAAUAAACUUAUUACAUUUGGUUUACACUUUGACGUAAAUAAAAAAAUAAAAAUAAAAACAUUUUUUAUUAAUUAAAUUUUGCUCCACUUAUCGUGCGCACGAACGGAAAGACGAACGAACGGACAUGGCUAAAAGGAUUAUUCUCCUUAAUUUGGGCAUUUUUGUAUAACCUAACGCAAUACCCCACACAAGCCAACCAUAAUAUGAUGGCAACCUAACACUACACACGUGCAACCAAAAAGUCAUUGAGGAAAUGCGAUAGACGCUCCCGCUGGAAAGACCUACUCAGCAGAGUACCGGUCACCGGGCAAGCACACGGGCCAAAUCUAAGUCUUAGUAUUAGAAUUAAUUAUUAAUUUGUAAGUUCAGUUGUAAAAUAUCAAGCAACCAAUAAAGAGCGGUCUCGUCCGGAACCAUUUUUUUUUGUUAACCACCGUAGCCGGGUAGUUUAACUUAACACAUGUGCUGAAAAGUCCCGCGCCUAACAUUGGAAAACAUGUUCUUUUGUGUUCAAAAUUAGUUUUAUUCAUCAACGUAAGUUCCAUCAAACACAACGCAAUCAUUUCAGCGCCUCUCUAAUAUUUCAAUAUCACUUUGGUGAUAGGCCUCAAUUUUUAGCUGGUACCUUUU
Messenger RNA from Anastrepha ludens (Mexican fruit fly), 3910 nucleotides. It is a transcript of the gene eya, whose product is annotated as developmental protein eyes absent. Bases 383 to 2854 code for a protein of 823 amino acids. The transcript is spliced from 5 exons. Gene Ontology annotation, cellular component: nucleus. Gene Ontology annotation, molecular function: protein tyrosine phosphatase activity. Gene Ontology annotation, biological process: negative regulation of extrinsic apoptotic signaling pathway in absence of ligand; multicellular organism development; positive regulation of DNA repair. NCBI's taxonomy places the organism in Eukaryota, Metazoa, Arthropoda, Insecta, Diptera, Tephritidae. The record is from RefSeq and is a predicted model, not a curated record.